AUAUGUGAUCCCGCUAGUCGGUUUCAUCCUCACAAAAACUUCAAUGCUAGUUUAAAACACGGAAAGCUAUCACACGCUCUCUCAUUACCCCUCCGACCGACCGAGAAACAGGACACAGGUGCUACGUUUCCCAAGAGGCACUUCAAAGAGACACACGCGCUCGCCUAUGGAGUUUACUCAGGAAUACACCGCCGAGGAGGCGGCCAACAUCGAGCGGGAAUUCAGUCGCUUGAAAGGCAAACACUACAUGGAUCACGCCGGAGCGACACUUUACGCGGAAUCUCAGAUUCGUGCCGUGCAGGCCACGCUGGUGGGCAACCUCUUCUGCAAUCCCCACACAAGUCGCCUCACCGGAGAGUUGAUGGAUCAGGUCCGUCAGCGAGUGCUGCGGUUCUUCAACACCAACGCCUCGGAGUACAGUUUGGUGUUCACGUCGGGUGCCACCGCUGGGUUGAAGCUGGUGGCGGAAAGCUUCACCUUCCGGCGGGAGGACGACCCCGAAGGGGACGAAGGAGCGUUUGUUUUUUUGCGCGAUAAUCACACCUCGGUUCUAGGGAUGCGUGCCAUCGUCGGUACGGGCCGCAUUCAUCCCCUCGAGCGGGAUGACUUCCUGCGGCACGCGAGGGUUUCCGGGAGGUCUGCCGGAGUAAAACCAUCGCUUUUGGUAUUCCCGGCGCAGAAUAACUUCAAUGCGGCGAAAUAUCCGUUGGAUCUGAUCGAGGAGGUCCGGCUGAACGGUUUGCUCGGGUACGAUGACGAGCGAUUCCACGUGUGCUUGGAUGCGGCUAGCUACGUGUCGACAAAUUACCUUGAUCUGCGCCGAUACCGGCCGGAUUUUGUGUGUAUUUCGUUCUACAAAAUUUUCGGCUACCCAACCGGUCUGGGGGCACUCCUCAUUCGACACGGUUCCGAGCAGCUGCUCCAGAAGAAAUACUACGGCGGGGGUACGAUCAAGAUCCUUCUGAGCGGACAGAACCUGCACAUGAAGCACGACUCGCUGGUCGAACGGUUCGAGGACGGUACCCAACCGUUUCUCUCGAUCAUAUCGUUGCUGGAGGGUUUGAACACAAUCCAGCGCUUGAUUCCUCUUGCCAACGGUUAUCGUACGAUGGAACGGGUCUCGUUGCAUGUGUUCAACUUGGCCAAAUACUGCUACCGGAGGCUGGGCACCUUGGUGCACGCAAACGGGGCGACGGCGAUUCGGUUCUAUAUGGAUUCGCGUUUCGAAACCCGUGAUCGUCAGGGUGGUAUCGUCAACUUCAACGUACUCCGAGACGACGGGAGUUACGUUGGGUUCACCGAGUUCGCACAAGUGGCGCUUACCCACGGGAUUUAUUUGCGAACCGGAUGCUUCUGCAACGCUGGGACCUGCCAGCGGCAGCUUGGUUUGACCGAUGACGAGGUGUUGAUGUUCUUCAAGAUGGGCAAAGUAUGCGGCGACGAUACGGAUAUGAUCGAGGGACAACCCACGGGAACGGUACGAGCAUCGUUUGGCUAUAUGAACAAACCGCAGGACGUUGAUCGUCUGGUGGAGAUGAUCAACAAAUGUUUCGUGAGAAGUCGUAACAUAUACUCAACGCCGCGUGUGAAGACGAUCUACCUGCAUCCCGUGCGCUCGUGUGGUGCCUUUGUUGUCAGCACACUUUGGCCACUGAUCUCCGAAGGUGGUUUGAAAUACGAUCGAGAGUUCUCGAUCGUGGAUGGCGGCGGUAAUCCACUGCGUAUCGCUACACCGAAAAUUCAUCCCAGGAUCGAUCCUAAAAGUAACACCCUCAUACUAUCCCAUUCGGGGAUGCACGAUCUGGAAUUGGAUCUGAAUACGGUACGCCCUGAGCCGGGUGAUACAUCGCCAGCAGUUGAUUGCGGAGAACUGCCAGCACUCUGGCUCAGCAUGGCUCUUGGGAUACCAAAACUACGUUUAGUACGUCACCUCAACGGCAAUAUGAAGCUGCUUCUGAUCAACCUAGACGCCCUGAAAGAUCUCUGCGACGAAGACGUCGCCGAUGAUGAACUGACCAAAGCUUGGCUGGUGGAGCAUCUGCAAGGGAACUUGAUCAUCGACUGGCGCAGUCAGUCCAAAAUGGAAACAUGGAAAGGAAUAACGAUCGGCGAGCACAGGUUCAAGGUGACUGGUAUGUGCACGAGAUUUCCGACCAUUAACAUGAGCCCCAUGAACGAUACUGUGCCCAAGCAAUCCCUGAAAAUCAUAGCCAGAAUGUUCACCAAGAAAGCGAGUCCUAUGGGUGUCUAUCUGACGCACGUAUGGCAUGAUAAAUCUAACCGGGCGUUGGAAUGCGACACAGAGGUUGAAAUUUCGACAGAACCCCACGACCCGAAGGGCGUCGUAAUGAUCACACAAUAUACCUCCAAAUGUGAGCUUCGAUAGGUAAUAUCGGUUCCUAAAAACCGCAACGAAUCGUAACACACAAACUAGCAACCAGCCGCUAAUUGUAACCUCUGAUAAACAGAGUGUUUUGCAAUUAUGUAUGAUAACAAAGCGGCCACUCAACUGGUUCCCAUUGUUAGGAGAAAGUUUCGCACCAAUCAUCACUCGCUCGCCUGCCUCCCUCCCUCCCUCGCGUUAAAUAAAGAAAGUCAACGGCUAGCGCAGCAUUAUUAGCAUCAAGCAAACAAAACGACCAGCACCCGGCCCGUAUGAAAACAACGAUUAUUUCCAUAUGCAAUCAUCUUCAAACAGUUUAAUUACCUGUGCCUAGAGGCAGUUGGUAGGUAAAUGCAGCGAAAAACAGCAGGUUUUAAUAGGUGUCGCAACAGGGCGAAACGGAACGGAACGGCAACGCCGAUAAAAAGAAGGGAAUGUUUA
Molecule: messenger RNA, 2824 nt
Organism: Toxorhynchites rutilus septentrionalis
Lineage: Eukaryota; Metazoa; Arthropoda; Insecta; Diptera; Culicidae
Product: molybdenum cofactor sulfurase 2-like
Exons: 3
Coding region: 167-2386 (739 amino acids)
Biological process (GO): Mo-molybdopterin cofactor biosynthetic process
Molecular function (GO): molybdenum cofactor sulfurtransferase activity
Source: RefSeq, a predicted model, not a curated record